Molecule: messenger RNA, 1625 nt
Organism: Penaeus chinensis
Lineage: Eukaryota; Metazoa; Arthropoda; Malacostraca; Decapoda; Penaeidae
Product: eukaryotic initiation factor 4A-III
Exons: 8
Coding region: 31-1239 (402 amino acids)
Cellular component (GO): catalytic step 2 spliceosome; nucleolus
Molecular function (GO): mRNA binding; ATP binding; RNA helicase activity
Source: RefSeq, a predicted model, not a curated record
GACCAGGAGAACAGAGCGGCAGUAAACACCAUGGCGGAAGGACGCGUGAGAAGAGUGAUCCCCGAAGACCUCUCCAAUGUCGAGUUUGAGACCAGCGAAGAGGUGGAGGUCGUCCCAACCUUCGAUAACAUGGGGCUGAGAGAGGACCUCCUUCGUGGAAUUUAUGCAUAUGGGUUUGAAAAGCCAUCUGCUAUCCAACAGCGUGCUAUUCGCCCCAUUGUGAAGGGUCGUGAUGUCAUUGCACAGGCCCAGUCUGGAACGGGUAAAACCGCCACUUUUUCCAUCUCUAUCCUACAAACACUUGACAUCAAUGUCCGUGAGACACAGGUCCUUACACUCUCACCUACAAGGGAGUUGGCAGUCCAAAUUCAAAAGGUUGUUCUAGCCUUAGGAGAUUACAUGAAUGUUCAGUGUCAUGCUUGCAUUGGAGGAACCAACUUGGGGGAGGAUAUCCGCAAACUUGACUAUGGCCAGCAUGUCGUAUCUGGCACACCAGGUCGAGUGUUUGACAUGAUCAGACGCCGCACUCUCAGAACCCGUUCAAUUAAGAUGUUGGUCCUAGAUGAAGCAGAUGAAAUGUUGAACAAAGGCUUCAAGGAACAGAUCUACGAUGUUUACCGUUACCUUCCACCAGCUACUCAGGUCUGCUUGAUCUCUGCCACACUUCCCCAUGAAAUUCUUGAGAUGACUUCAAAGUUCAUGACUGAUCCCAUCCGCAUUCUUGUGAAACGUGAUGAACUGACACUGGAAGGAAUCAAGCAGUUCUUUGUGGCAGUAGAGCGCGAAGAGUGGAAAUUUGAUACUUUGUGCGACUUGUAUGAUACACUGACCAUCACCCAAGCAGUAAUCUUUUGCAACACAAAGCGUAAGGUGGACUGGCUGACAGAAAAGAUGCGAGAGGCCAAUUUCACGGUGUCUUCCAUGCACGGUGACAUGCCACAGAAAGAGCGAGAUGCCAUCAUGAAGGAGUUCCGUUCAGGCCAGAGUCGAGUACUAAUCACUACUGAUAUUUGGGCAAGAGGAAUUGAUGUACAGCAGGUAUCCUUGGUCAUUAAUUAUGACCUGCCAAACAAUCGUGAGUUGUACAUUCAUCGCAUUGGUCGAUCUGGUCGUUUUGGAAGGAAAGGUGUUGCAAUCAACUUUGUGAAGAAUGAUGAUAUUCGUAUCCUGCGAGAUAUUGAACAGUAUUACUCAACACAGAUUGAUGAAAUGCCCAUGAAUGUUGCUGAUUUAAUCUAAAUUGAAGUGGGACAGUACCUGAAAUCCAUUAUGAUAAGAUAUGUAUUUUCCAUACAUAAAAGUAUUUGUACACAGUAAAAAUACACAGUAGUUUUUCUUUAAUAUAUAGUAUUCCUUUUUUAUAGUGAAAUGAAUGGUUUCUGAUGGAUCUUGGUUAUGUAAUUUUAGAAAGAACCACAAAUUCCUUUAUGAACAUUUAUAUUAUAUUGUUUUUGUGCAUACCAAAGCUUACAUAGUUCAAUUCAGAAAGUAUGUAUUAUUCAAGUUUGGAAGAGAGAAAGCGUGAAGCAGAUGUCUUCACUCUUUGUUUAAUCACCCUUUUGUGACAUGUUACACAUUUUUAGCAUUUUUUGUACUGGAAGUGUACAAUAAAGCACUUGACUUAG